UUCCGAUCAGAUGGAAGAAGGAUCGCUUUCCGAACUCGAGAGGAGGCUUCUGAGACUGAGCCAGGAAUUCGGGAUGACACCAUAUCAGGACGAUCCUGUACGAGAGUCUGCAGAGAGUUCAUUGGAGUCGGCGUCGGAUACAGAAGACGGUGACACAAGCGUCUCCACGGACGAACCGACUCCGGACGAACAAAAUAGGACGCUAAAUGACUGGUGUGAUUGUCGCAUAUGCGGACAAAUGCCGACUGUACAGGAACGCAUUUGUUGCCGCCGCAUCAACGAGGUGCUGCGCAAACAACCGAAGGGUUGUAUCACAGAGAACGAGCACUUCCGCACAGCGUGUUUGCACACUGAGGUCCUUUCUGUCGCGCUGUGCGAGCCUCAGGAUCCCAAUACGCCAGAUUCGAAUCAGCAACAAGCGCAAGAAAGAGGGUACAGCUUCUUGGUUAUACCUGUACAGCUAUGAAGCGGAGCAGCCUGAGAACUUUCGCAGGACUUGAUCCGGAAAACAGAAUGGCAGCCGACAGUAGGAGGUUUCCUGCUGCCUUCCCAUUGAUCAUUGGCUGGCUGGUCCAUGUAUGCUGGUGCCCAUUUGAGCAAACAGAACUGGCAGUCAGAAAGGUUCCUUCUGAAGACAGCGUGGUUUUGGCUGGUGUGUGACAUGUUUUGCAUUCCUGGAGCAGCUGGAGGAGGCAACUCUCAAAGACGACAUAUUUCUUCUCUGCAUGGAGUGGAACAUUGGAGUCCUCUCGUGGGGUGCUGCAUAGAAAGGCAGCAGUGUGAUGGCAUAUUGUAGAAGUGAGUGUGUCGCUAAGGAGGUGCUACAAUGCAAGUUUUUCCAUUAUGGAAGUGCCCAAGAGUGACAAACUACAAGGCACUGUACUGAAGCUGUUUACCCAAUACAAUCUCAUAUUUCUAGUUAGUUUUCUAUCUCAACAGUUUGAAAAAGAUGGGUGGUGGUGGUGAUGUAACACCUUGCAGUACACGGCCAUGUCUCAGUUGAGAAAGGUCAUUACCUCUCAAGACACCUAAACCGAUGGAACAGUUUGCACGUGCAAUGCUUCCUUGUUUUCUGUUUUAUUUUCCCUGUCUGCUUCAUUUUUUGUAAUACAGUCUGCAGUUUACACAUAAUAUAUGUAUGAAAACUGUUAUGCACCAUUACCCAGAGGAACCAUACCUCACAAAACUGUCGUCAAAGGAAGGAGAGUAGGUUGUGUCCUUGUCAUACUGUUCAUUUGUGUGAGGCGUACUUGAAGUAACAGGGCUUGAAUAAAGUUUGGGCGAAAAG
Messenger RNA from Ornithodoros turicata, 1288 nucleotides. RefSeq lists its product as uncharacterized. The record is from RefSeq and is a predicted model, not a curated record. The transcript has 3 exons. Bases 11 to 466 code for a protein of 151 amino acids. NCBI's taxonomy places the organism in Eukaryota, Metazoa, Arthropoda, Arachnida, Ixodida, Argasidae.